Messenger RNA from Phragmites australis (common reed), 3215 nucleotides. RefSeq lists its product as uncharacterized. The record is from RefSeq and is a predicted model, not a curated record. Lineage: Eukaryota; Viridiplantae; Streptophyta; Magnoliopsida; Poales; Poaceae. Bases 291 to 3065 code for a protein of 924 amino acids. The transcript has 6 exons.
AUUCCCCGCACGCAAUGCACGUACGCGAGGCAUGAGGUAGAGUGGACGCCUGGAGGGAGUGGUGGACACCCGAAGCAAAGAGAACGGAACGCAAGCGGGGGAGAACAAAACAAGAGUUGGGUUGAAGUCGAUCCCAUUCCAUUCCACCAAACUGCCACCGCGUCGCAGCGCUUACCACUGCUCCGUCCCCCCCGCGCUCCCCGCCGGCGAGUGCUCGCCCCCUCCUCGCCGCAGGACUCUGUAUCAAUGUUGCCAUACUCGGAGGCAGCGGUUUUGAUCAAAAGAAGGCAAUGAUCAACUUGUUUGACCUCAGCGCAGGGAUGGCUAGCACGGACAUGCUCACCGAUCGAGCUCUUAGAGAUGGCUCUCUGGCUCGUAGAAGCAGGCAAGAUGUCAAGAGAACUGUGGAUCCUGCUAAAGUUUAUGUAGAGGAUAAAGUAGGAGCUAGUAACAGGAGUUCGUCAAGCAAUAAAUCAGAUGUAUCUCCAAUGAAUAUGGUAUUAGCAAAGGAAUUGGAGUCAAAGAAGAAGUCACCAAGUGUUGUUGCCAGAUUAAUGGGACUUGAAGAUGAUCUACCUUGUCAAGUUCCAGCAUUACAUUCUGCUAAUAGAAAUUUGAAGAAAAGCCACUUAAAUGACAACCUCGCAGAAACAAAUUGGCCCAUGCUACAUCGAGAUCAGUACUACUCCAGCAUGUCAACACGGGACAUACACAUAGGACGCAAAGAAGCAGUUGAAUUUAAGGAUGCCUACGAAGUCAGUGAAGAGCCAUUAAGAACUUACCAUCUUCAGGAUCAAACUUUUCCUAGGAGUAUGUCUUCAAGGAGCAAGAGGGGCAUAAGGAUGGAAAUUGUUCGCCAGAAAUUCAUGGAAGCAAAGCGCCUUGCCACAGAUGAGAAGCUCCUCCAUUCAAAGGAGUUUCAAGAAGCUCUUGAGGUUUUAAGUUCAAAUAAAGAUUUGUUUCUUAAGUUUCUUGAGGAACCAAACUCUACUUUCUCAAAGCAGCUGGCCGGACUUCACACAGAGUCAGCAUCACCUCAGACGAAGCGUAUUACUGUGUUGAAACCAAAUAAAUCUGUUGAGAAUGAGGGAAGAAGGGAAAUCAGAACACAGCAAACAAAUGAAGAAAAUGAACAUGUGAUGCCAAGGACUCACCGGAGAUCUCAUUCAGCAGAAGUUACCUUUUCCCAGCCAACUAGGAUUGUGGUCCUGAAGCCUAGCCCUGCCAAACCUAGUAGAACAAUGGCCAGGCUAACACCCCGAGCAGCUCCAUCUCAGCUAAUUGAACAGAUAGGUUUUUAUGGAGGUUUAAAAGAUGACGAAUACCUGCCAGAUGGUCUACAUCAGCGGGAUGAGUCACUGUUAUCUUCUGUAUACUCAAAUGGGUAUGGUGGAGAUGAAAGUUCUUUCAGUAGAUCAGAAGUUGACUACAUCGAUGAAGAAGGUGGUAACCUAAGUGACUCGGAGAUAGCUAGUCCAGUAUUGCGGCAUUCAUGGGAUCACAUCAAAAGAUAUAGCAGUCCUUACUCAGGCUCAACUUUUAGCAGAACAUCACAUUCACCUGAGUCAUCCGUGAUCAGGGAAGCCAAAAAACGGCUUUCAGAGAGAUGGGCAUCAGUAGCAUAUAAUGAGAUAAACCAAGAACGAAUGCAAUUGCCGAGAAGCUCAAGCACUUUGGGUGAGAUGCUCUCCCUUCGAGAAGCCAAGAAAGAAGUUGGUGGCACAGAUUCUGUUUCAAGUAGUCGGCCAUGUAACAAAGAAAAUGAGUUGGCCCUGCAAGCUAUGUGUAUAUCAACUUUUAGAGAGGGUGAAGAAAAUGGUCAGAGCUUCCCAAAGAAUUUAGCAAGAUCAAAAUCUGUCCCAGUGUCAUCGGCAAUGUUCGAUAACAUAGCACCAAAUGCCCUGUCAUCCAAUUCUGAAAGCUGCAAAACACCACCAAAGGUGGUUACAAGGUCAGAUAAAGGAAAAUCAUCAUUCAAAGGGAGAGUUUCGAGUUUUUUCUUCCCUAAAAGUAAAAGGCAGUCAAAAGAGAAAAUCACCCUAUCAUCUGCCAGCUCUGAUGAGAAGGUUGAAGUCACUUGCCUUGGCAGCAUGAAACUAGAGGCUGAUCAUAAUAUUGGUGCUGAUGAAAAUAUGUCAUUUUGUGAGGACAAAGAUGAUAAUUGUACUACUCAAACAAUCUGUUCUUCCCAAGAUGUUGUUUCCAUUGACGUACCUAUUUCUUCUGAUUGUCCAAGUGGAGAUUUUGAUGGAUUAAGAUCAGAUGGAGGCCUUAAAGGUAUCCGAGAUGAGCCUAGUCCUACUUCAGUUCUUGAUGCAUCAUUUGAAGAUGGCAACAUUAAUGAACCUGAGUCAUCAAGAAGCAAUACUUGCAGCAAUGACAGGGUUGCCUUACGAUCUACUGCAAUUGAAUCUGUCGCCUGCUCAUUAUCAUGGGAGGAUAUGAACUCACCUUCACCUUUACUUGGUUCUACAAAGUUAACCCCUCUCUCUAAUGUAGAUGAUGAAUUAGAAUGUGUUGCCUUUGUACAAAAGAUAGUAUCAUCUGCUGGGUUAGACGAUCCGCAGUUGUGCAUGGUCUUCACAGGUUGGUACUUGCCUGAUUGUCCUCUGGAUCCUGCAUUGUGCGACAAGUUAUUGGACCGCAAGGAGGAGGCUGCUAAGUCAAGGGAGCGAAGGUCGAACCAAAAGCUUCUUUUUGAUUGUGUAAAUAUGUCCUUAAUUGAGAUUGGCCAGGAUGCCUUACUAUGCACCUAUCCGUGGGGACAAGUGCGCUCUAUGGCAAGGAAGGAGACCCUGUCUCAAGCUUUGGGGCAAGAAGUACCAUGCCAUAUGAGGGAUUGGCUUUAUGGAUUAGGGAAGUUUGUGGUGAACGAGAACAACGAUGCUGGAACGAUGCUGGAAAGAAUUGUGCAGCAGGAGGUGGAAGGAAGAGGAUGGGUGAAGUCAAUGAGAUGGGAAGUGGAUGGGAUCGCAAAGCAGAUUGAAUGGGAGGUGUUCGAGGAACUAGUAAAAGAAGCUGUGGAUGAUUCACAAUUUGUUCUCCGCAGCAAGAGAUGCCAAUGACAAUACCAAAUCUUUAGGAAGCAAUUGCUGUGGGUAUGAGAACUGCUCUUAAAAUUGUUGUGCUGAAAGAACUCUUGAGCAUCUUCAUAUCUUGUAUUUAAGUCCACAUAGUUGCUUCUGCAUAUGCCUUGCAGUACAGAUUGUCGAAUA